AUGGAGUCGCAAUCGGCCCUGGACUCGAGCAGAUUCUCCUCCAUUGUGUCUUUGACUAGUGUUUUUUGGAUUGUCGCCCUCUGGAUUGCAUACAGGAUCUCCAUCGCUCUUUACAACAUCUCGCCCCUCCACCCGCUUUCUCAAUUCCCCGGCCCCAAGGUCGCAGCAGCAUCUUACCUCUAUGAAGCCUACUAUGAUUGGUGGCUCGUCGGGCGAUAUGGCAAAGUCAUUGCUCGUAUGCAUGAACAGUAUGGUCCCAUCGUUCGGAUCAACCCAGACGAGCUACACUGCUCUGACCCAGCUUUCACCGAUGAAAUAUACGCCGGUCCUGGACGAGUUCGCGAUAAAUGGCAACACCAGUUGAACACCGGCGGCGCUGGACCUGUUUCGAAGACAGGUUUCUCCACAGUAGCCCAUGAUUUACAUCGCGCACGCCAAGCACCGCUUUCCAAGUUUUUCUCUCGUCAGCAGAUGCUGAGAUUGGAAGGCGAGGUGUACGAUUUCGCGCUGCAGACCUCAAACAAAAUGCUGACCUCGGCCGGCAAGGGGCCUUUUGACGUGAAGGAGGCAUUCAACUGCUUCACGGCUGAUGUUAUUUCUCAGUAUGCAUUUGGCGAAUCCAUGGGUUUUAUCGCUCAAGAGGGCUGGGAGCCAAACUUUGCAACCUGGGUCAAAUCCUUCUUCAAGAGUGCGUACAUGAUGAGGCACAACGCGCUUGGCAGAAAGAUGGCUCAGGUCAUGCCUUUGAUGGCGGAUUACCUGGGCGAAGAUAUCAAGUCUGUAAUGAGACAGAUGAACGUUGUGAUCCCUGGGUAUAUCCAACAGGCUGUCAGAAACCCUGAAAAUGGGAGGGUUUUUGCCGAUUUAGUAGAAUCAAAAUCUCGACCAGCGAAUGAGACUUUGGAGGAGACCAUGUACCGACUCAAUGGCGAAGGUUUCAACUUUCUGCUUGCAGGCACAGAAACUACUGCAGCUAUCCUCACAGUCUUCACAUACUGGGUCCUCGCAAAACCCGAAGUAUAUGCACGCCUCAUGCAGGAUCUCGAGGGCUUGGACAGACACAACUUGAAGUGGGUUGAGCUUGAGAAGCGUCCAUACUUUUGGGCUAUUCUGCAGGAGUGCUUGCGAAUGAUGCCCGGUGUCUCACACAGGUCUGCAAGAGCCGCGCCCCAGGAAGAGCUAGUGUACAAGAGCGAAGACGGCAAGACCGAAUUCGUAAUCCCAAGGAAUACUCCCAUCGGAAUGACUUCGAUGAUUAACCAUUGGAACAAAGACCUGUUCCCGAAUCCCGAUGACUUCACGCCUGAAAGAUGGCUUGUCAAUGGUCAGCCCAACUAUCAGCUGCAGAAGAAGCUCAUCGCUUUUGGCAAGGGCAGUAGGUCUUGCAUUGGCGAGAAUUUGGCGUACUGUGAGCUGUACAUCAUGGCAGCUCUUAUGGCCUUCAAUGUCGUCCCAAGAUCCAAGCUUGUGGACACCACGGUGGAGGAUAUCUCAUAUGACCAUGAUCUGAUUGUCUUGCAGACCAAGAAGGGAUCGAUCUCCGUUCGUAUCGCGAUCGAUUAA
Molecule: messenger RNA, 1563 nt
Organism: Ascochyta rabiei
Lineage: Eukaryota; Fungi; Ascomycota; Dothideomycetes; Pleosporales; Didymellaceae
Exons: 3
Coding region: 1-1563 (520 amino acids)
Molecular function (GO): heme binding; iron ion binding; monooxygenase activity
Source: RefSeq, a predicted model, not a curated record